AAGCUUAUAUAAUCUAAUAUAUUAAAUGUAUCAUUAAGAUUGUCUUGACUCUAAUUCAAAAUCGAGUCAUCGAAUGGUGAACGCUAUACAACAAUCAACCACCUAGCUGUUGGUGGUCUUUGACAUUCCCUAGCUCUCCCGGCUAAAAAAUUCCCAGCUGUUGAGCUCGGAACCCAACAGCUACAUCAUCAAAACUGCCAGAGUAAUCAUCACACCAUCACAACAAAAAUUAAAUCUGAGAUGGCGGAACCAGCUGCAGAGACACCAACUGCGGAGACACCGGCUCAAAGACAAGCUCGCAUCAGAAAGGAAAAGAGAGAGGCGAAGAUUAGAGAUGGAGGAAAUGCGAGGUUAAAUAAAAUUAUCGGCUUGGGGGGUGGUUUGCCUAGAGGUAUGUGUGUGUUUUUUUUAUGAAUAUUUUCUAUUUGGAAAAUGUUUGAUAUCUUUUGGGAUGUAAUGAGUGAAGUUAAAUAAUAUUUAGAUGAAGUUCCAUCUCCAUCGCCAUUUCAAAAAUCGAAUAAAGAUACAGACCAUGCGGAUCCAGAUGAAGUAGAUAUUUCGAAUCAUUAUUAUGAGCCACAAACCCGCACACCGAUCCAUAGGUCUCAAAGUGCUGGGCAGCAGCAGAUAGAUGAUGAUACGUUGAGACAGAUGAUGCUGGGUAUGGAUCCAGGCUCUUUGGGUGGUGAAAUGGGACAAAAUCCCUAUGGAGGUGCUCCAGGUCAAAACCCUUUCGCAGGUUUCCCAGGUAUGAGCGGCGCACCAGGUGGAGAAGCCGCAAACGAUCCCAUGAUGCAACUGCUACAACAAAUGAUGGGGGGAAUGGGAGGACCACCGGGUGAAGGACAAGCGGGCGUGCCUUCAUUUCCAGGUAUGCCAGGUAUGCCCGGGAUGGGCAUGCAAGGACAAGCUGAAGCCGCUGCUAUCGACCCUUACGCCUAUAUUUGGCGCGUGGUUCAUGCUGUUUUCGCAUUAUCGCUUGGGUUGUACAUAGCACUUACGACAUCAUUCACCGGCACGAAAUAUGCGCGCGAGGCGUCGGGUUUGAUGAAUGAUGGGCUGAGCGAGGAUAGUGUGCAUUUCUUUUGGAUUUUUGCAACGGCGGAAGUGGUGUUGUUGACUAGUAGGUUUUAUUUGGAGAAGGGGGGUUCUAUGCCUGCCGGCAUGAUGGGGACGGUGAUGGGAUUUUUGCCGGAACCGUGGAAAGGGUAUUUGGGGUUGGUAAUUAGGUAUGGACGGAUUUGGGGGACGGUUAGUGGAGACGCUAUGGUUUGUGUUUUUGUGUUGGGAGUUUGUGCGUGGUUGAGGGGUGGGAAUUAGUGGUUUUAGGUCUCAUUAGGUACUGUGGAUUGGUAAUUAUGAUUCUAUAACGACUGGCUUUAUGACCAAGAUCAAAAAUUCUUCUUGUCAGCUCCGCUCAGUGAUUUAUGAAAUUGACCAGUCUGGCUUAUCGACUGGAAUGAUUGUCCGACGAAGUGUGAAUAAAACGUCUCUU
Messenger RNA from Sclerotinia trifoliorum, 1495 nucleotides. Lineage: Eukaryota; Fungi; Ascomycota; Leotiomycetes; Helotiales; Sclerotiniaceae. The record is from the annotation of a GenBank genome assembly.